CCACAGUCAUGGCACCCCGCGGGCGACCCGACCGCACCAGCGACGCCAUGCGCGCCUACUCGUCCUCGCCAGACCCCCUCGCCAUGUCCGCCCACGACGACACCCUCGCGUCCGCCCGCAAGCCCCACCACACGCCGCGCCGACCUUCCUCGCCGAGCAAGCAGACGCGCGUGCACGAGUUUGAGAUGUCGUCCCCCGCCAAGUCCAUGGUCAUGAACACCCCGCGCAUGGGCGGCGCCAGCCCGUGGCGCAUCAAGGUCACCGUGCAGGCCGAGCCCGAGAGCGACCCGGAUGCGUCGCCCAUGGCCAGCAAGGUCACGCGCACCAGGACCACCACCGUGCCGCUGAAGGACCACGACGCGCCCUCGCCCAUGAAGCGGGGGCGGGGGCGGCCGCGCAAGAGCGACGCCGCCGGCAGCACCCCAGCCAAGACCAAGCCCAAGGGCACGCCAGUGCGACGCAAGUCAAAGUCUCGGGAGCGAAGUGCCGCCGACAUGGACACACCGCAGAGGAAACGCGGCCGUCCACGGAAAGUCGUCCAGCCCGAAGAGGAUGCGACUCUGGUGGUGGAUGCAGAGAGUGUAGAGGCCGACGCCACACCUGGACAGCCGCGAACCGUCGCCUCCAACCUCGACACGCCGCAAGAGACCGAGACUUCGAAGCGCCUGCACGCACGCAAGGGCACGCCUCAUGCAACGAACCCGCUUGCGAUCGAGAUCUCGUCCGACGACGAUGACGAUAGUGACCAGCUCACCCCGGGUUCGGGAGACGACGACAACGGCGAUGGUGCAGAGCCAUUAAUACAUAAAGAUGACAACAUCGGCGGCAACAUCGACGACAUCGACGACAUCGACGACGCGGAGCCAUUCGCACACGACGACGACGACAACUUUGCCUUCGACGAGGGCACAACGCGCAUGCCCGACGACUCGACCAUCAUCGACAGCGAGGGCUUCAGCAUUAUUUCUGUCGACUCGCUGCCCUCGCAUUCCAGCCCUCCAAAAGACGACCAGAGCGCCCAAGUCCCCAGCAUCGCAUCGGUCCUGGACCGCCCACUGUCCAAGUCCUCUCCAGGGCCUUCGCGUCUGGCGCCUGCCUCCAAGCCAGUCCAGUCUUCACCAGCCAUUGCCCAACCGCGCUACAUAACCCCCGCCCUCGACAAAGACGCUCCGUCCGCGCCGCCCAGCAUCGAGCCUGUCCGUGCUGCUCCUGCGAAGAUCGAGACGCCCAAGAUGGGCCGAGCCCUGACCGCAGGCGUUGCCCUGCAGGGAGUGCUGGAUCCUGUCCGCUUCACACCUGAAGCUUCUCAGGAAGCUGACCGACGCGCGUCUCUGGACGAUCUAUUCCGAGGGUUCAGUGAGAACUCGCGAAAGCAGCUCCAGGACGGCCUCCGUCUCGGCGAGCAGCUUGCUAAGAACCAGGAACUGAACGGUCCCUCGCCGUCCGUCCCAAGACCGACCACAGAGACCGCACGGGACCGGCCCAUCAGGACACAGCGAAAGUGGAGGACACGCCUUCUCACGCCGGAAGACGAGCAGACCGAUGCGCCCGCAGAAGAGGUUCAGGAUCCUGCGCCCGUCGUAGAGCAACCGAACCCACUGCCGAGCCCGACGAGGAGCGACGAGGAAGGCGAAACGAGCUUCCAGGUCGACAGCAUCGUAGCGAGUGUUAUGGAGGAUGAAGAGCCGCCUACAUCGAGCAGACAAAAGGCCGCGUCCCCGAUCCAGACCCUGACACCGACACUGAACGAGGCCGAGGACUACUCAGACUUAUGGCAAGAAGAAGGCAGCCGCGCCUCCGACUCACUCGAGAAGCCGUCACAAGAGCCCGAUCUCUUUCUUGAGACCGCCGCCAGCAGGCCUGGCCGGAGGUUCCAGCGUCGGACUGCACGACAGACUAAGCGCGAUGAUGGGGUGCUUACUCCCCCAACCUCUUCACAACCCGAGUCCAGCGACAAGGGCAAAGAGAGGGCUGUCGAAGCCACCCCGGAGCAAGACGACAGCAUCACAAGCGAAGCCAGCGACGACACCGGCAUGUUCUUCCAAUCGAUGCCAGCAGCGUACGAGAAGAAGCGCCGCGACCGACGACAGCCAAAGACCGACAAGCUCGACAUCGCACUUCUCCUCAACGAAGGAGACAGCCUGCAGCCAGAGCCGUCGCCUGAGAAGACAGCGCCCAACCCCUUCCUGGACACGCCGCCUCGCUUUGCUGCAUUCCCUACGUCGCCGAAAAAGAGCAGUCCUCUGCGCCGCGAGCUGCACAACUCCGACAUCACCACCCCCAGCCGCCACGAUGAGUCGACACUGCCGUAUGCGCAGAGCUCGCCCCAGCAGAGCUCGCCAUUCCACACGCGCGUCGAGGGCGAGAGCAUCAUGUCCACGGCCUCUGACCAGCGCCAGCUGCUGGCCGAGAUGGAGGGUGCAGACGUGACCAGCAACAGCGUGCGCGAUCUGCGCGCAGAGGCCGACGAGUACCUCGACGCUUAUUCUAAUCAGGAGCGGUCACUGAAUGAGAUCGAGGAGGUGACGGAGUACAGCCGGACCCAGCAGGCCGACUCGAGCAUCAUGCCCUCGAGCCCGCCUCUGGCGCGACAGUUGGCCCCCCAUCCGACCUCCUCAUACACCCCCAGCUCCGCCGCCAAACCGCCCCACUCCGACCACUCCGAAGCCACCCCGACCCCAGCCGCCCGAGACGUCCUGUCCUCGGACGCAGCCACCCAAGACACCCUGUCUUCAGACGCAGCCACCCCCUCCUCCUCCUCCUCCUUCAUCAGCACCAGCUCCGCCGGCCGCUCCGACAGCCUGCGCGCCGCCGCACAACUGCAACGCGAGUCCUCCACCCAAACCUCUCUCUCGACCUCUCUCUUCACCCCCCCGGCCCAACUCCCGCGCCAUCCCUCCCUCAAAAACCUCCCGCCCCUCCCCCGCCUCGAGCCCUGGACAAAAACCCACUACAAAGCCCUCGACGCCCUACACACCUUCCACACGCGCCACCCGGCCCUGUUCGCCCCGCACGCGCACCCGCCCACCCCGCUGUCGCGCGCCAACGACACAUUACUCGCUUCUUUCGCGGCCGCCACGCGGAGGAAUUAUGUCGGCGCGAGGGCGCAGGCGUGGGGGUAUAGCGUUGUACUUACCACGGAGUUGUUGGUCAUAUGCGAGGUGUUCGCGGGGUUGUUGUGUCUGGACUCGAUUGCCAUGUUUGAGGAGCGCACGGGGCGGCGGGUCGAGAGAGGGGAUGUGGGGCCUGGUCCUGAGGGGGGGGAGAUCGGGAGGGAGGAGGUGGUGAGACGGUUGUGUACGGUUGUGCUCGGGGGGUUGGUGAGGGGGGAUGAGAAGAGGGGGUUGGGGGUGCGGAAGGAGGGGGUUUUGACGAUUGUGGGGGUUGGGGGGGAGGUGUUGUCGUAG
Molecule: messenger RNA, 3407 nt
Organism: Boeremia exigua
Lineage: Eukaryota; Fungi; Ascomycota; Dothideomycetes; Pleosporales; Didymellaceae
Exons: 1
Coding region: 9-3407 (1132 amino acids)
Molecular function (GO): DNA binding
Source: RefSeq, a predicted model, not a curated record